UCAAAUAAAGGGAAACUUACUAGUCGGGAGAGCCGUGCCAGCGGUUUGCUACUUAAACGAGCACUACUCUGCUCAGACGUACAGGAAACGUUUAACGACUCGCAGAGAAAAAGACGUAAAAAUUACUCUAGCUGUUUACUCGCCAGGGGAGGUAAGUGCAGAUCAGAAUUCUACGGUGAGACAUAGCUAUGACAACUAUUCCAUCCUUUGUAGGGUUUAUAGGCGAUACCAGUACAAGCCUAUUCAGUGCUUGUUCGAGUACGGAAACGGUUGCAAGUGGAAAUGCGCCAUUGUCUUGUGGAGAUAGCACACGAUGUGUUACGAACCCAGUGUUUUCGUUCAUAACCGGCUCCAGUCAGACCUGUCUCUGUCCGCUUACGUCCUAUCCCCUGGCGAAUGGAACGUGCCAGAGCAUUUCCGGUUCGACCUGCCAGGCGGACUUAGACUGCAAUACGAAGACAUUUGACUGCGUUGGAAUAAACGGGAUGGGAAUGGACACUGCCUUAUUGGACUUCCUGACGCCUAUCGUGUUGUUUCUGUGUCAGCUGGCGCUGGAAUACAACUUCCAAGUCCCGAUUUGGGCGUGUACGGAAAGCCAGUGCAAUCUCGUGGGGACUGGAACGCCGUCGAUAAUUCCUGUGACCGUGGCGGUGCCGGAGGCGGAGCAGGAGAGACGAAAACGGGAAGUCAACGAAGCACAUGGAGCAGUUGAAGAAGACCUCGGAACCCGAAUUAUGGCGUCUCUAUCUAGGAAAACGAGAAGCGAAACCGAAAGUGUUGUUGGCUCGGAGUUCUCCGUGGAUGAGACCAAAUCGAGGCAAAAACGUGCCCCCCUACCUGUGGCAUGCUCACCCAAUCUCCUUGUGUGGGAUAAAGUAUUAUCCUUUUUCUUGGGAAGCCAGACAAGUCCGUUCCAAUAUAACUGUGAUCCUGUGGUUGUGUCAAAAUGA
Molecule: messenger RNA, 950 nt
Organism: Lingula anatina
Lineage: Eukaryota; Metazoa; Brachiopoda; Lingulata; Lingulida; Lingulidae
Source: RefSeq, a predicted model, not a curated record